Messenger RNA from Osmia bicornis bicornis, 1108 nucleotides. Its product is annotated as vitellogenin-like. The transcript is spliced from 3 exons. Gene Ontology annotation, biological process: lipid transport. NCBI's taxonomy places the organism in Eukaryota, Metazoa, Arthropoda, Insecta, Hymenoptera, Megachilidae. Bases 67 to 1029 code for a protein of 320 amino acids. The record is from RefSeq and is a predicted model, not a curated record. Gene Ontology annotation, molecular function: lipid carrier activity.
CUGUCGUAUAAAGAGGAGACAGUCGGAACGUCGUCGUAUCAGUCGUGUCAGCCGAAGCUAUCAGACAUGUUGGCAAUAAUUCUACCAUUUUUCCUAGCCGCACACGUACCCGUGGACCAGCCAUCCGAGAGCUCAAAUUGGCAGCAAUAUGGUCCAGAAUCCACUUACGACGUACUGGUGAACAUGUCUUUGUCUAACAUCGUCCAUCAAAAGGAUAAUUUCUGUUCGAUGAUCGGUGCCGAGUUAAAGUGCAGGUUAAAAGGUAGCGACACCCUCGGCUGUCGUUUCGCAAACGGCAAAAUCGUACGACCAGACCCGGAGGACGCGAGGUGCUCAAACGCGAAGAAUUUCGUGCCAAUAAACGACAGAUUCGUCGACGAACAACCAUUCGAAGUCAGAUUUAAUUCAAGAGGCAUCGAGAAUCUCGUCGUCUCGAGGAAUAUUGCCAGAUGGAGGCUAGAUAUGAUUAGAGCAAUUAUUGGUCAACUGAACGUCGGCUUUGAACUGGAAAAGGGACGACAACGGUUCGUUACCAUGGAGAACUCUAGUAUCGGCUACUGCGAGGUGGAGAUCAAAAUGUCAAGGACAGGAUACAGUCGAGAGGACACCGCGGAUGAUCGUCGGAGAUUUCAGAUUGUCUUUGAACCAGAGAGAGCCGACAUGGUGCCAUUGGACAGGGCAGUAGUUCGGAUAGAGAAGAUCAGAAGACCCAAGAACUGUCCCAAUAGGAAGAUAUAUUUCUUUGGGAAUCAACAGGAUUUCAGUUAUGGGUAUAAGAAUAUCUUCAUGGAUAUGACAACAUCCACCAGCCACAUACGCAUCUCAGAAAAUGAAAUGCAUUCGUACACAGAAUCAACCGGCAUCAUGAGAACGUUAAACAAGCCAAGAACGAUGCACAUGCAUCAGAAGAUAAGCAUCACCUUGAAGAGCAUAGAUCCUGCACGAGGUGCAUUACCAGAGAUCCUGGAUCCUGCAUCGACCAGUCUAUACGCAUAUACUAAUUUAGAUAGAAUCCCUGAAGAAGAAUAAGUCAAACGAUGCAAGAACUAAUUAAAUAUAAUCAAUAAGCACAACUGUUAUGAGAAAACAAUAAAUAGAAUAUGAAAUA